This is a messenger RNA of Labrus mixtus (cuckoo wrasse), 2186 nucleotides long. RefSeq names its product leucine, glutamate and lysine rich 1 (gene lekr1). The record is from RefSeq and is a predicted model, not a curated record. The transcript is spliced from 11 exons. Lineage: Eukaryota; Metazoa; Chordata; Actinopteri; Labriformes; Labridae. Bases 37 to 2103 code for a protein of 688 amino acids.
UUCUGCAACUUGUUUGCAGGAGACAAGGACUGAUGUAUGGAGGCGGAGGGGGAGGACGAGAAGGAAAUGAAGAUGGUUCUUCAUUGUCCGCCGAUCCACCCACUGCCUGAAGAGAUAAAAAAGAUGGAGCACAGUGAGACGGUGUGUUCUUACUGUGGCAUAAGCUACCUCAUUUUCCACGAGUUCCACCAGCUCCAGACCCAAGUGGCUCAGCUUAAGGCUGAGCUCCAGGGAUUGAGAGAGAAAGCCAAGAGAGAGAAGGCCCAGCAAGAGGCACUGGAGCUGGGCAGGUUGGAAUGGGAGAGGGCAUUUCACCUGGAGGGGAGGAAACAGGUAGAGGUGAAAGAGAAAAGCAUCAGAACAGAGCUAGAAGAGAGGAUGAAAGACAUGGAGACCGCUUUGAGAGAGUUUGAGAUGAAUAGGAGAGAGAUGGAAGAGGAGUUCCAGAAAAGCAGUGAAGAAAACGAGAGACAAUUGAGAAGAGAGCUGGGAGACUCAGAGGCUGAGAGACUGAGGAAGCAGAGAGAAGAGCUGGAGGGUAGGGCCGAGGAGAGAGAGAAAGUUCAGAGUGACGCACUUCAAAAGGCCAAUAAAAAUGUAGACGAGCUGAGAAAAAACCUCCAACAGCUGGAAGAGAGGCUGGCACUAGCAGCUGCCACGAAAGAGGAAGCAGAGCAGUUACUUGGAAAGGAGAAGCAGAAAGGUGAAAUUCUGAGAGAUGUGUGUGUGCGACAGCAGCAGGCCCUGCGAUCGACUCUCUCCGUUCUCCGCUCCUCUUGCACUGAGCUCGCAGAUGUACAGGGUCUCCUCAGUCAGCUGAUGGGGGCCUGGCAGGUCUUCUGCUCUCAAAUGCUGCAGCAAUGUUCACAGAUUUUCUCAGCGCUGAGAGAAGAGCUGAGGCAUUCCAGUGUGGAGUUGCAGAAAGUCACAGAACAGAAAGAUCACCUAACUCAGCAGCUGAAGGAGCAGAAGAGACAGAGAGAGGCGCAGCUGUGCCAACUGAGAGACUCUGAGAAAGAGCACAGAGGAAAACUGUUCUGGUUAAAAGGGGAGUUGGAAGAAGAAAAGGAGAGUUUGUUGUCAUGCCAGCACAGGUGCAACACCUUACAAGAGCAGUUGACGUCACUGCACCAGAGAGAGGAACAAACGAACAGGAAGUGCCGCACAGCUGAAGAGGAAGUGACCCGAGUGGGGAAAGCUCUGGAGAAGGCUCAGCAGGAAAUGCGAGCGCUAAGGAGAGAAAGGCACAUUUUGAUACAGUCCCAUGAAAAGGAACUGAAACAGAUGGAGGAAUACUACAGAAAGGAAACAGCUCUCAAGUUGGCUUCUUCCCUGGAUGAGCAGAGAACCCAGAAUGCAUUGCACCUGAGGGAGCAGGCGGAGGAUCUUCGCAGGGAGGUGGAGUUAGAGCUGACAAUUGACAGGGAAAAGAACCAACUUCUGCAUCUGCAGCUUCAGCAAGACAACACACAGCUUCAGCUGAAGCUGGAAGAGAGAGAGAAAGAGCUGCAGAAACUACAAGAUAAGCUGCAGCAGGAGAGGAGGAGAAGAGAGGAGGAGAUACACCAGGAGCUUCAGCAAGAGGCAUCUCAGCUGAGCCAAGCUAAAGCUGAAUUACAGCUGAUGACUUGGAAGAAUGCUGAACUACAAGAAGAGGUGGUGUUACUCCAAGACACCGUAAGACGGGAGUGUGAGGAGAGGGAGGAGCUGACUGCUGUUUUGUCUCAAGCUCAAGAGGAGCUCCUUGGGCUGCGUUCCCUGGUGUUUCAUCAUGGAUCCUCCAGGUGCACUCCAGACCCCACGGAGAGACAAACUACCCCAGGGAACAAGAAUUUCCAUCUCUAUAGUCAAGCCAGGAUCCCCCUCACUCGCUCAUCAACCUCUCCAAACACACUCGGACCCUCCCUUGCAUUCACAGGCAAAGACAGAGGCUGGGCCAGAGACGGAGAAGAAACUUGGAAGAGUUCUUUGUCCUGUAAUAGUGGUGGUGUGUUAGGUAGAGAAAAGGGGCGAGAGCUGACACUGCCCAGACUGAUGGAGGGCGCUGUGAGCAAUGUCCAACAGAAGGUCAAUCUGAUGAUGGAGAAGAGGGAGAGGCUGUAAUUAACCAUAGACCAUGUGUGUUUAACACUUAUUGCUCCUGCUCAGGCAUAAUACAAUCAAUAAAGUUUUGUUUGGAAUUAUUA